Messenger RNA from Erpetoichthys calabaricus (reedfish), 5168 nucleotides. It is a transcript of the gene alms1, whose product is annotated as ALMS1 centrosome and basal body associated protein. Bases 1 to 4017 code for a protein of 1338 amino acids. Gene Ontology annotation, biological process: regulation of centriole replication. The record is from RefSeq and is a predicted model, not a curated record. Gene Ontology annotation, cellular component: centrosome; centriole; cytosol. NCBI's taxonomy places the organism in Eukaryota, Metazoa, Chordata, Cladistia, Polypteriformes, Polypteridae. The transcript has 14 exons.
AUGAUUGGAAUGGAUGAGUCUCAUGAGCCUGUGAAAGUUAUAGAAGGCAGUGAUCGCAGCAGUGCUAAUUCUAUUGCUUCUCAAGUGGCUUGUCUUCUGAAAACAGAGUCUCCAGUGACUUCUGCAUCUAGUAUUACACAUGCUACUAAUGAGGAAGAGGCAAAAGCACAAGACUUGACACAACUGAAGCUUGCUGGGGAUUAUAAUGCUACCUUAGAACUGAAUAUGGAAGAUCGGCAAAGAAUUGAAGAAAUUAAAGCUGAACUUCUACAAAACACAAAGCUUACAAGUGAUAUCGAAAGGCAGGGUCAGUGGACUUCGGACUCUGAUUCAGAUGUCACUUCUGCCACUGGUCAAUUUUGUAUAUUGCCUACUGGACCCCGACCACAAUUUGAGGCCUUGAGCCUGGUGACACCUUCUCAGACCUCACUGAAUCCAAGUGACAUGCAUUUGGUGUCUCCAAGUACAAUGUGCAGCAACGUAACCACCCAUCUGCAUGAGUUCGGUGAUCGAGGUGGAAUUUCAGGCAGAGGAGCUCCUUGGCAAAUCACUGCAGAAGCUGGCAGGCCUAUCUCUUCCAUCACAUUUUCUUCUCGUAAACGAUCCCCAUCCCCUUCUGUUUCUCCUUCCCGGAUUGUGAAAAAAUCUUCAGAGCCUAAGCUCAAAGAGUUCACAUUUGAAGAAAAAUCAUCUCAACCAAAAAAUCACAGUUAUACUGAGCCACAUAUAACACGGAAACAAACUCAUGAUGCAGCCACAGAAAAAGUUAUAGAGCAAUGUCAUGACACCAACAAUGGACAGAAUCAAGUUUCUUUUACGAAUGGUUUAAUGCCUACUUUGAAUCACUAUCAGAAAAAUAAUUCCAGUAAUAUUCCAACGAACUCAGAUUCUAAAGAAUGGAUGUUUUCUCCCAGAUCACAAGAAUAUAGAUAUUUAAAUAAGCCACUUCAACAGGGUGAAUUUAUUUCACACCAAGAUAAGGUGAGCAGAUAUCAGCAAGAUGUUUCCACAGGGGUUUACACUCAAAGCAAUGGUUAUGGACCGCGGCUAGUACUAAGGUCGGAAGCAUUUCAAGAACGGAAUCAACAGGAACGUGUUGACAUACAACCUUCAUCUUCUCCAAAACAUGUUUUGGUUCAAAGUCCAAAAGUUCAUAUACCUGAAUCUACUAUUAAUAUCACAAAACACAUUUCCAGAUCCACUCCCAAUCUUUCCCUGAGGGAAGACACAUCGCCUCAAGUGAAAUCUCAAGAUAAUAAUUUCGGCACAGCACCAGUGCAGAUUUCAACUGUUGCCUCUGGAACCUCUUAUGUUUCUUCUCCAACCAGGAAGGUACUUUCCUAUGUUCACUUAACUUUCACUCCAAAGCCUUCCAGUGGAAAUUUGGUUUCAUCAGAGGACAGUGAUAUUAAGUUUGCCUCAGAGCAGAGUAGGGGUAGUAAUAAUCUUGAUAAACAUACCUUCGAAAAAAUUCCUCGACAAGAUUGUGUUUCUACAGUCUCAGAAAUUCAAAUACUCCCAAACUCUCGCAUGGCUGCACCAUUCAAAGGCAUAUGUAAUGCUGAUGCAGAAUCUCAGACGACAACAUAUGUUCCUCAGCAGAUUCCAUUAACACCCACAACUACGUCCAAAACAAAACAGGACUCUCAGACUCUCCUAUCACAGUCCAGAGCGUUACCUAUCACUUCAACAUCAUCCUCACAUGGGGCAAACUGUAUGGAAAAGUAUUGUUAUUGCUUUAUUUCUGUUGCAAAUCAGCCCAUAUUGGGGCCUUAUAAACCAUUAGGCAUUUCAGAUGUGCCAAACACUUCAAUAGCAAAUUCCCAUUCAGGGCCACAAAGCAUUAUUCCUUCAAAGCUCAUUGAGUUGCAUGAGGACAAAGAAACACAGGUCAGCAUGAGAAGUACACAGGGAAUAUCUUCCCAGAAGCCUAUUCCAACUUCACCUUGGGAGCAAAAGGGUUUAAUCUCAGCAGGUUUAAAGAAGAGCUGUGUUUUUGAAAAUGCUGAUAUGUCCAGGAAAAGCUCUGUGGAUGCAAACAGUAGAACGUCUUCGCAAAAUAUCAUUCGGCCUUUUGUCAGAACUACAUAUAAAACUGUUGAAGUUCAGACAGAUGAGCAGCAAUUUGCAGUUGAUGAGCCAGACUUUGCUAGAAUCAUGGAUAAAGAUAAGUGUAAUGCUCAAAAAUGUGAAAUGGUCUACAGCAUGGGUAAUCUGCAUGACCACCUCAGCUCUAGAAGAAAGAGUCCAAUAUCAACCAGGGCAGAUAAUAGUUUCAGAAGCCAGUCUACUACUUCUCAUUUGACGCAUAGUGGAUAUUACCAUGAUGGGUAUCAUGCCAAACAUAGUCAGUCACUUGAUAGAAGUCUGCAGUCAUCCAAGAGUUUAGAUCAACUUUGGGAAAAGUUUAAACAAAGGCAACACCAGGAAAAAUCUGCUGAUACUAGUACAGGGGAACUAACUUUGCUGGAAAGGUUAGAACGUCUGUCCAGAUUGCUCCAACACCCUACUAGACAUUCAGAAUUGUGCACAGAGGAAUAUUCGUCAAUCAGGGAUGAUAGUGGAAAGAGGCCUUUAAGCCUGCAAAUGCAAAAAGAAGAGAGACGAGAUUUAGACAAAAGGAAAAAGCAGGCCUGGGUGAAAAGCUUUCCAGACUCAAAAACUAUACAGACGUCUCCUCAUGCUAAACAUGGAAUGGUGUUUGAGACAGAUUCAGACCUUGGAACUCUCCACGAAACCUCAUCAGAAAGUAUGCAAUUUCCACAGAAAUACCUAACAUCAGAUGAGACUGUAGAGAGCAGUAAUAGUGUCAUCACUUCUGAAACAGACACAGCUGUACAAACGGAGUCAAAUUUCUCUGCACCAGCUGAUACCAGCAGCUCUGUUUCUACCAUCAACACUGCUCGGUUAAUUAGGGCCUUUGGCCCUGAAAAAGUUGUUGUCAAUCCAUACCUGUCCAAACUUUAUCAUGUUAUUGAUAAACAAAAGGAGAAUUUGGAGAAAAGGACACAAAACAGGACAAGUAAAGCAUCCAGGAAGCCAUUGACAUCUUCAGCAACCUUCUCAGGAAAUAAGAUGGUGUCAAAUCCUUUGCCAACAGUAGAAACAUCUUACAAGCCUUCACAUCAUCUGAAAAACAAGAAACCUACAAUACUUGUUCACAAAAGCAUCCAAGCUGGUCAUUUUGAGAUAGUCAGUAAUGCAACCAAGAAGAACACCAAAGAUGUUGGAAUGACUUUCCCUUCCCCAGACUCUGACAAUGGGCCCCAUACUCAUAUCUCUGCUGAGGCUCGAAAUGAAGAAGCAACCCACAACAGGCUGCUGUUUGAAAGAAAUGAGCUUCCUCGAGGGUUCCUUUAUGAAAAAAAGAGAAAGAACAGACAGAGACAUCCUAGAGGGGUUAGCUGGUUUGUUCCCGCUGAGGAAUUGAUGUGUGUAGGGAAGGACAGGAAUGACAUGCAGUCUAAACCAAGUCUCUCUUGGUUUGCUCAUUUUACAAAUGAAAAGUCAUGGAGGCCACCACUAAGAGAAAAGCAUAUGCAGGAAGAGCCAGUGAGAAACUUGUGGAGGGAAACGAGACAACCAACUACAAGUCAGCGGCCUUGUGCUCUUGUGCGUGUAACUUUACAGGAAUCCCUGGAAUUGCACCGCCCAGAUUUUAUCUCUAGAUCCCGAGAAAGAAUGAAGAGACUAUUGUUGAAGGCGGAAGAAAGGAAGGAAGAAGCUUUAUUUCAAAAUGAACGAGAACAGCUGUUUUGCUGUGAUGCGGAGAGAAACCGACUAGCCAAUAACUUGCGCAGACUUUUGGACCAAGAAAAUCUUUCACAGAAAAGAGAAAUUACCAAGAAAGAAAUGUUCCUUAGAUCAAAAAGAAAAUAUUCCCAGUUGCCUGAGGUCCGAAAACGGCAAGAAGAGGAGAGGAGACAAGCAGAAUAUCGAUGUAACAGAAAGAAGGCUGAACAAUACAAACGGAAAAUUACCAACCGCAUUUUAGGAAGAAAAGCACCUUGGGAAUGAAAAAUGGACCUAGAGGAUGACAGUGGGCCUUUUAACUACUGCUUUAAGUAGACCUUGUUUCUUUAACAUUUUCUUACCUCAGUAUUUUUCCUCAUUGGUGUUUAUUGUGUUUUAAGGUGUGAAUACGAAUCAUUUUAAUUUCAUUCAGGGAACAAAUGACAAACUGUUGGAUUAUGUUUAUGUAAAACAAAUGUGUGAGAUUUUAAAUAAUGUUGUAAUACAUGUAGGUCUGGGUCUCUGCAGUCGCUAUAGAAGAACAUUCUUACUUUGUAACUUUUAGACCGCUGCCUUCUUCCGAAGAAUAUAAGUUUUAGAUAGAUAGAUAGAUAGAUAGAUAGAUAGAUAGAUAGAUAGAUACUUUAUUAAUCCCGAUGUUUUUAUAAGUGUCUUCUCUAAUAAAUAUUUGGACAUGAUACAGAUAUUGUUAUUUUAACGUUUUCCCAAAAAUAUUGGAGUUGAAGUUAUCUAGUGAAAGUACAGACUACCAGCUUUAACUUGAGGGACUUUACAGUUUGUAUUGAAACCAAUCCCCCCCUUCAAAAUAUAUGUGUAAUGAAGACAUACACAAAAAAUAUUUCUCCAGCUGCAAUUACUCAAUGCAACUUAGAAUAGCAAUAAUUUAAAAAAAAAAAUCAGAAUCACUGAGAUUCUUUAUGAAACGGUUUAUAUAAUAUUUUUCUUAAUCCCCUUGAAUUAAAAAUGAAAAUCUUCACUUCAAUUACAUCUUCAUUGCUUCCUUUCAAAUACAUUGUGGUGGCGUACAGAGCCAAAAUUAUGAAAGUGGAGUCACUGUCCAAACACCUACCUACCUGGUCUUUUUUCGUGAUCACUAAAUCCAGUGUGUCUUGUGUUUUUCUAACAGUUAAACCUAACAUUUAGAUGUUUUUUCAGUCAGCACAUUAAUACAUUAAUAAUGUUUUAUUACAAUAUUUAAUUGCUUUGCUUCAGAAGCAUUAAGUUAUGUAAUUGUGUGAAAAAAAAACUUUUAAAGCCAGUGUUUAAUUUUAUUAAGUGAAAAUAUUUUAAUACUUUGUAUAUUUUGGCAAUGAUGUAAUUGUAUGCUCUUUUAUAUAUUUUUUAUUUCUUUUGUUUAUACAGCAAUGAAAAAUGAAUGUAUUUAUUGGAAAAAUAAAUACCCACAUUUUGUGCUU